This is a messenger RNA of Zychaea mexicana, 1080 nucleotides long. RefSeq lists its product as uncharacterized. The record is from RefSeq and is a predicted model, not a curated record. Gene Ontology annotation, molecular function: UDP-glucose 4-epimerase activity. Lineage: Eukaryota; Fungi; Mucoromycota; Mucoromycetes; Mucorales; Lichtheimiaceae. Gene Ontology annotation, cellular component: cytosol. Gene Ontology annotation, biological process: beta-D-galactose catabolic process via UDP-galactose, Leloir pathway. The transcript is spliced from 3 exons. The coding region runs from base 1 to 1080 and encodes 359 amino acids.
AUGGACCCUUCAAAACGCCAAAAAUAUGUGCUGGUCACGGGUGGCGCUGGAUAUAUUGGAAGCCAUACUGUGGUGGAACUUUUGUCAGCUGGCUAUGCAAUUGUUGUAAUGGAUAAUAUGUAUCUGAACGACAUAAAUAUAGAGGCUUUACGGCGGGUGGAGCGAUUAUCAGGACGACCUGUACAAUUCUUUAAAGGCGAUGUCACCUGUGUAUCUGAUCUGCAGCGAGUGUUCUCAUUGUACAACUUUUGGGCUGUUAUCCACUUUGCUGCCAUCAAGGCAGUCGGACAGUCGACACGCAUACCCUUGGAUUACUACUACAACAACGUGACCGGCUCGCUGCUGUUACUGAGAGUGAUGAAGGAAUUUAAUGUCAAGAACAUAGUGUUUUCAUCAAGCGCAACUGUAUACGGCGAGCCGGACAAGUGUCCUGUCGAUGAGACGGCACGCGUGGGCCCAGUGACGAACCCGUACGGACGGACCAAACUAUUUGUGGAAGAGAUGUUGCGCGAUUUGUGUGCCUCUGACCCCGACUGGAACGCGUGUUUGUUACGAUAUUUUAAUCCUGUGGGAGCUCAUCCGUCGGGCCUGAUAGGUGAGCAUCCGCAGGGCAUUCCGAACAACCUGAUGCCGUAUGUCAUUCGUGUGCUGCAAGGCCGCUCUCCAUAUGUGCAUAUAUAUGGCAGUGACUACGAUACGGUGGAUGGCACGGGCGUGCGAGACUACAUCCACGUGUGUGAUUUGGCAACCGGCCACGUUGCUGCAUUGAAAAAGCUGGAUACCAAGCCUGGAUGCGUCGCUUACAACUUGGGGACAGGCGUUGGCUUAUCCGUCAUGGAAAUUGUCAAGACCAUGGAAAAGGCCACACAGAAAAAGAUACCCUACAAGAUCGAAGACCGGCGGCCUGGCGACAUUGCAACUUGUACUGCAGACGCAUCCUUAGCAAACCGUGAGCUGGGCUGGUAUCCAACGCGUGGCGUUGAAGAAAUGUGCGAGGAUAUGUGGCGCUGGACACGCAAGAAUCCUAUGGGCUAUGACGGCGAGAUCCUUGUGUCGGAUGAAGAUGAUGAUAGUAGCUAG